AUGGCGGCGCAAGGUGUACCCUUCCUUGGUGGUUGGUGCACUGCUAACAAGCUGGACAGGGGGUGGACUGCCGAUGGCGGCGCAAGGCUGCCAAUGGCAGCGUAAGGUGUACCCUUUCCUGGAGGUUGGCGCGCCAUGCACAAGUCGGUUAGGGAGAGGUUGCCUAUGGUAUAACAAGGUUGACGCGUUGCGCACAAGCCGGUAAUGCGGCAGGUUGCCGACGGUGUUGCAAUGGGCACCCUCUCUCAGAGAUUGCGCACGAUGCGGCCGGUCUACAACAUACUAACAUGCUGCUCACACAACUGCUGUAGUGGCGGGUUCAAUUCCCCUGCACUACGUUUUUUUUCAUGUUUCAUUUGUUUUUUCGCCCCGUGUUCGGAUCAUUACAACUCUACCGUCGGUACAUUCCCGAGCAAACCUCUGAAACGACAUCCCGUGCCCAUGCCUCAUACACAUUGCCACUAGCUCUAGCUUAAACCCAUCUCCGCCCGCGGCUCAUCGUCUUUACCCCACAGGUUCAACAUCACAAGUUGCACGAUAACAUGUGAGCGAGAAGCACCAAAGGUACUUCAAAUUGAAACAAUACAUACAUACCCGUCCGAACGUCGUGUUGUGUAUUGAAUGUCCCCCACAGCAGCAUGCCCUCGCCCAUGAUCGUCAGCGACGUCGAUCAUGGAGACGACCCACAAUCCCCGCAGUAAACUACGUUUGUUUGUUGUGAGGAAAAACAACUCAGCCGGAAGCAAGAGCUACACGUAGCAGUGUUGUCGUCCAAACGCACUGGUAGAAACGACCGUCUGUUCCGACACGAAACAAAGAACCCCCCCCCA
Messenger RNA from Ectocarpus sp. CCAP 1310/34, 830 nucleotides. The record is from the annotation of a GenBank genome assembly. Lineage: Eukaryota; Phaeophyceae; Ectocarpales; Ectocarpaceae.